Molecule: messenger RNA, 2869 nt
Organism: Harmonia axyridis
Lineage: Eukaryota; Metazoa; Arthropoda; Insecta; Coleoptera; Coccinellidae
Product: leucine-rich repeat-containing protein 74A-like
Exons: 10
Coding region: 120-2129 (669 amino acids)
Molecular function (GO): protein binding
Source: RefSeq, a predicted model, not a curated record
UAAGGAAAUUUUAGCUGUCAAAUGCAAUCGAUUAGUCAUUUCUCUGCAAAUCUGUUCAAUAUCGAGCUUAUUUCGAUAUAAGUGACUAUUGUGAUAACAAUACUGAGCAGAAGGUACAAAUGAGUAAUUCUCAGGUUACUCUCAGUACAAUUAAUGAAGAAAACGAGAGUGAAAUUUCUUUUCUCACUUUAACGCAUAGUGAAAAUAAUGACGGAGAACAAAAAGAAGUAUCUUCAACAAGUGAUCAUCAAGAAUCUAAAACAAAGACGGAAUCGAAAAAUUUCAGUAUUGAUAGCAAUGCUUCCUCGUACAAAUGCUUCAAAGAAAUCAUGAUGUCCAGUAGUUCUAUUUUUCAGAAUCCCUUUUACUUCUUUCCAGAUCUUGAAGAUCCAGGUAUAGAAGAUGCUCUUGAACUGAAAGCACAACCUCCUCCAGAAGAUUAUGGAUGCCAAGCUUAUAGAGAUAUGUGCAAAAAUAUGAACAUUUAUCCGAUAAGCAAAGUUUGUAAUUCAUUGACUACGGAAGAAUUGAACUUGAAAUUUUACGUUCCAUUCGAAAUGCAGAUGAAGGCGAUUUGCAGAACUCUAGAAAGUAAUAAGUUCAUACGUGAACUGAACCUUCAAGAUAACUGGUUAUCUGUGGAAUCUUGUACUUAUUUAGCUAGUGUUCUUGAGAUAAACAUAACAUUGAAGAUUUUGAAUCUGAAGGAAUGUCGUAUUGGCGUCGAAGGUAUGGCCAUACUAUCCGGUGCUUUGGAGUCGAGUUCUAUCCAAGAAUUGGACCUCAGUUUCAAUUCGUUAGGAAACGAAGGUCUGAGGGAAGGAAAAAGUGGCCUGUCGCUAAAUUACAAUCUAACCAGCCUGAACUUGGGUCAUAACGAGUUCACGGAGGAAGCUGUCGACUAUUUGUACGACAUAUUGGUAGAAGCAUCGCGUUUGAUAAAGCUGGACUUAUCGUGGAACUGCUUCAACACUCCAAAAUGUAUGAAGAAAUUAUGUCAAGGUUUGUUGGAAAAUCCAUCUCUUGAAUGUCUCAUUUUAUCUUGGAAUGGAAUAUCUUCGGAGAAAUCCGUUUUUCCUUUCAUCAGAUAUCUGAAGAAAAGUAGCACACUGAGAUUUUUGGAUUUGAGCAAUAAUUUGAUAGGGGGACCUUCGCUGAAUUUUUUAGUGAAAGGAGUGUCUCAAAGUAAUUCUUUGGAACAUCUUAAGAUAGGAAAUAAUGUUAUUUCCCCGCAACAAGCAUUCAAUUGUGCUGAGUUACUGGCCAAACCUAGUGAAAGACCUCUUCAACUAAUCGAUAUGGAGAAUACAGUCGUGCAGAAGAGGUUUCUGAAUCUGAUGGAAAGGAUUAGAGAACAAGGAAAAAACGUAAUCUAUGGAGCGGUUCUUGCAGAUUACGAAAUACAUGGUCCCUAUCUGCCGAAAGUUUUGUUUGGACGAUGCAAAUAUUUAUCUAUGAAGCCCAAGAAGAAGAAGAACCGAGUAGACUUCGGCCAUUUUGUCCUCUCUCUUCCUGAUCAACCUAUGACUUUUGAGGACUUCCAAGAAGCUCUUACGUCCAGGAAACUCAACGUGCUUCUGGACUUAGAUCUUAUAGGAGCAUUGCAGAAUCAGUACAAAAUUAAGAAAUUCUCUAAGAUCGAUUGUUCCCAACUUAAAAGUGACUAUAUGGUUUUAUAUCCUGACACACAGCCAGAACCACCAAAAAUUAAGAAGCCACCUAAAGAGAAGAAAUCUAAGAAAAAAAAGAAAGGAAAACAUGAACCCGUGAAAAAGGAGGAGGUACAUUUUGAUCUCCAAGAAGUUCCUCCAAAGGAAGAGAUAAAAGCUGAAGAAGUUAAUGAAAUGAAGACGUUAUCACUCGUACGUUCAGAUUCAAAGAAGCUGGGAUUUUCGACAGAGAAAAUUGUAAACCCACAAGAUUCCACUACUAAUACAAAAAAUGUUGCAAGUGAAAGAUCCCUCAAGGAGAAGACUUCAUCAAUACUCAAACAGAAAACUGAAUUUGCAGAGGAAACAGGAAAAUCAGCUGAAGAUGUUAAGCCCCAAGAACAAGAAGUUACUACCCUGAAUGCAAGUGAAGUUUUCAUCUUGGAAUCCCCUAAAACUGAAAACGAUCAAGAAAAUUGACACGUAUUAUGAGAAAAUUUUAGAUUAUAAUUGUUUUAUUCAACACUAUACCUACCUAUAAUAUAUAGAUUGAAUUAUAUAAAGUUUUUGGUUCUAAUUAACCGAAAAAUGGCCCUAAGUCAGUGAUAAGGGAAAAUAUGGCCUGCAAUUGCGAUUGAUCUUUUUUUCUCGGGAUUACUUAGACUGACGUGAUAAAUAAUACAUAAUAAUAAUAAUAUAAUAAUAAUAAUUUAUUAAAUCAAAAUACCAUACAGGUGUAUGUAGAUUCAAUCAAAAUACAUACAAACAUGAAGAAAGAACUAUAAUAUUUGAAUUACAACUUCUCAAAAUCACCCUCCUGUAAGAACUCUCCUAUAUUAUAAUAACUUUUAUCAAUAAGAAAAGAUUUAAGUUCUAACAUUUUUUGAUGUUGUAAGUUGUAAGCAGCAAAAUGAAUCUUGGGCAGCCUACACAGAAGAAAUCAUUUUAUAUAAGCUUUUACUCCAUACACAUAAGUCCAUUGUCUCUUGUUCUAUGAUAUUAUCUGACAUUUAUGGCUAGGGUUUUUGUUUUUAUGCUCUGUGUAUGUAAUGAUUGUAAUGACAGCCAUCUAGAUUUUGUGUCUAAUUAAAAAAUCUCAACUUUCUCAAAUACUCCUGAAUAUUUAUCCCAUUUCAUAAGCUCAACUAAUUACUCUGUUCAAAAUGAGUUUCUUCAGUAAAAUAUUUGGGGGUAAAACGGAUGAAGCACCAAGUACGGGG